GGCUGGAUUUUUUUAAAAGCUGGUAUCACAGAAAAGUUAAAAUUAUUAACAAAUCGCUGUUUUCAUGUGAAACAUCGUGCCAAAGUGCAGCAGGCCGAGCCAAACGCAGACAGUCGUGGAAACAGCCGCUUGCAAGCCAACCGCUUAAAUGUCACAACACUCGAAAAAGGAGAGCAAUAGCCAUGCGACCCAGAGCAAUCGCCACAGCAGUGGAAGCACCAACAGCAGCACCACCGGCAGCAGCAACAACAAGAGCCACAAGCGGCAGGCGGCCAACGGCAAUCUAAAGGGGAAUAGCCACAGUCACACCCAGCUCCAGUCCCACUCCCAAUCCCACAGUCAAGCCACAGCCCCCUCCAAGUCACCCAGCAGCAGCAGCGGCAGGAGCAUCCUCAGCGGGAGCAGCAUGCAGGACACCAGCUCCGCGGCAUCCUUGCUGAGCCGCAAGGAGAAGAACCAAAAAGACAAACAGCGCGAACGGGAGCGCGUGGAACGCAGCCAGCUGGUCCUCUGGCGACGUCCACUGCAGACCACCAAGUACUGUGGCCUCGAGCUGGCAGCACUGGUCCGCACGUGGAGCACCAGACUGCUGCAGCAGCGACUCCUGCUGGCCGCCCUCAUAGUAUUAGGCAUCGUAUUUAGCGUAAUUUACAAAAUAGACGGCCCCCACCAGCUGGCCAUCGAGUUUGUGCGUCGGAACACCUGGUUCUUCGUCUACUGGCUCGGGCUGGGCGUGUUAUCCUCGGUGGGAUUGGGCACUGGCCUGCACACGUUCCUGCUUUACCUGGGGCCGCACAUAGCCAGCGUAACGCUGGCCGCAUACGAGUGCAACUCGCUCCGGUUCCCACAGCCCCCAUAUCCCGAUGACAUUAUCUGUCCGGAGGAGCCGUACGACAAGAAGGUGCCAAAUAUCUGGUCCAUCAUGUCCAAGGUUCGAUUGGAGGCCUUCCUCUGGGGCGCGGGCACAGCGCUGGGCGAGCUGCCGCCCUACUUCAUGGCCAAGGCGGCGAGGCUUUCCGGCUACGAUCCCGAGGAUGCCGAGGAGCUGGCCGAGUUCGAGGCCCUCAACGCGAAGCGUCACCAAAAGAACCUCAGUCUAAUGGACAAAGGCAAACUGUUCAUGGAGCGCGUGGUGGAGCGCGUCGGAUUCUUCGGCAUCCUGGCCUGUGCAAGCAUUCCCAAUCCGUUGUUCGAUCUGGCAGGAAUAACCUGCGGCCACUUCCUGGUGCCAUUCUGGACGUUCUUCGGGGCCACGCUAAUUGGCAAGGCCGUGAUCAAGAUGCACAUCCAGAAGAUCUUCGUGAUCAUCGCUUUCAACGAGACGUUGAUCGAGCGGGCCGUCGACCUGUUGGCCUCGCUGCCGCUGCUCGGCCACAAAUUGCAGGAGCCGUUUAAGUCCUUUCUGAAUAACCAGAAGCAGCGACUGCAUCGCCAGCAGCGGGGCGCGGCCGGCGCGGGAUCCGGAGCGGGAGAUUCGGGCAACCUGUUGUCCAGGAUCUUCGAGACGUUCGUGAUCGGGAUGGUGUGCUAUUUCGUGGUGUCCAUCGUGAACUCCCUGGCCCAGAGCUACCACAAGCGGCUCCACAAAAAGUCGGCGAGCGGACCUGCGACCACGCCCACUCGACUGGCGGUGCCAAACCAGAAGAAGCUGGGCAAGCAGAAAGCUUUACGGGACUAGAGGAUCGGAUCGGUAGAAAUUUGCUCUUCUGCUGAUCGAUUUUCCAACCUCCUCCCCAUCCCUGCCCCAUUUAAUUCGUUUAAAUUAUUUUGUUUAUUGCGGCUUUCGCUCUUAGUCAAAUUAUAUUGUAUGUGAGUGUGACCGCGAGAGAAACAGACGGCCCGACAGCCAGAGGAAUUUACCUUGUAGACUAGAUUAGGAAAAAAAGUAAAGCGAGUAGCAGCAGCCACAACAAUAGCCAGAGCAGAAUAUAUAUUUUAGUAAUGUACAAGAUAGAAACCUAGGCAAUUUCCGUGUGGGGCUAUCGUUUUGCCGUAACGAAAGUGAGAGGGACGCAGCUAGUCGCACCUAAUGAAAAGCAAAUUGUGCAAAAGUUGUGCAAAAGACAAACAAGCCAGAGCAAACAGAGAACCCAAAAUAAAAUGUCGCCAGGAGCAAAAACCAAGUAUGAAACAAGAUUUAAAAAAAAAAAAUGCUGAAAAAUAAACAAACUAUGGAUAUACAAUUUAAAGCCGAAUGUAUGCAUCAAUAUAAAUGGGAAAUGUGGGUCAAGUUGGCUGUCCCGGCUGAAUAGAAAUUUCUACUCCAAACGCAAGCCUGGCUAAAUAAUAAAAUAUUUAAUGCUGAAAAAUAAACGAUAUAUGGAUACACAAAUAGAAGCCCACAAAUGUAGGUGUGUACGUAUCAGUUUAAAAGGAACUGAAGUGGUCUAACUGGGAAGUCUUGAUUAUCACGAGGAUAAGUAAGCUGUUCUUACGAUUCCCCGGUUAAACCCAAUAAUCAGAGAACAUUAAACUAAAUGUAAUGUGGGAGAAAAAAUGAAAUAACUAAGUGCAAAUUAAUAAAUUAAAUAUGGAUAUACAAA
Drosophila rhopaloa is the source of this 2543-nucleotide messenger RNA. It is a transcript of the gene Tango5, whose product is annotated as vacuole membrane protein 1. The transcript has 5 exons. Lineage: Eukaryota; Metazoa; Arthropoda; Insecta; Diptera; Drosophilidae. Bases 149 to 1678 code for a protein of 509 amino acids. The record is from RefSeq and is a predicted model, not a curated record.